UCCAUUCACAACAGCAUCCAAAGGAUAAAAUAGAAAUUUUUAGUGGAAGUGAGAGGUAUACACUGAAAACUACAAAACAUUGCUGAGUAAAAUUGAAGAUCUCAAUAAAUGGAGACAUAAACCUUUUAUGAAUCAUGGUGAAAGAUUCGUUUUCAUUGCAGAGUGGUAUGAUCCAAAUGCUUCACUUUUUCGACGUUACGAACUUUUAUUUUACCCAGGGGAUGGAUCUGUUGAAAUGCAUGAUGUAAAAAAUCACCGCACCUUUUUAAAGCGAACCAAAUAUGAUGAUCUUCACUUGGAAGAUUUAUUUAUAGGCAACAAAGUAAAUGUCUUUUCUCGACAACUGGUGCUAGUUGACUAUGGGGAUCAAUAUACAGCUCGCCAACUGGGCAGUAGAAAAGAAAAAACAUUGGCUCUGAUUAAACCAGAUGCAAUAUCAAAAGCUGGAGAAAUAAUUGAAAUGAUAAACAAAGCCGGAUUUACUAUAACCAAACUCAAAAUGAUGAUGCUUUCAAGGAAAGAAGCAAUGGAUUUUCAUAUAGACCAUCAGUCAAGGCCCUUUUUAAAUGAGCUGAUCCAGUUUAUUACAAGUGGUCCUACUAUUGCCAUGGAGAUUUUAAGAGAUGAUGCCAUAUGUGAGUGGAAAAGAUUGCUUGGACCCGCAAACUCCGGGAUGGCUCGUACGGAUGCUCCUGGAAGCCUGAGAGCCCUCUUCGGAACCGAUGGCAUAAGAAACGCAGUUCAUGGCCCCAAUUCUUUUGCUUCUGCUGCCAGAGAAAUGGAGUUAUUUUUUCCUUCAAGUGGAGUUUGUGGACCAGCAAACACUGCUAAGUUUACGAAUUGUACCUGUUGCAUUAUUAAGCCCCAUGCCAUCAGUGAAGGACUGCUGGGAAAGAUCCUCAUGGCUAUCCGGGAUGCAGGUUUUGAUAUCUCAGCUAUGCAGAUGUUCAACAUGGAUCGAGUUAAUGUUGAAGAGUUUUAUGAAGUUUAUAAAGGAGUAGUGUCUGAGUAUAAUGAGAUGGUGACAGAAAUGUAUUCUGGCCCUUGCGUAGCAAUGGAGAUUCAACAGAAUAAUCCUACAAAGACAUUUCGAGAAUUCUGUGGACCUGCUGAUCCUGAAAUUGCCCGGCAUUUACGCCCUGGAACCCUCAGAGCAGUCUUUGGUAAAACUAAGAUCCAGAAUGCUGUUCACUGUACUGAUCUACCAGAGGAUGGCCUAUUAGAGGUUCAGUAUUUCUUCAAGAUCUUGGAUAAUUAGCAGCAGAGAAAGCAAAGAAGUCACAGGCUGGAGCAUUUAGACAAGAGUAAUCACGCACAUGAGGAAUGUGUUCAUUCUUUUAUUGUCCAUUGUUUUAACCUGACUGAAUACAAGAUCAACAAGAGCACUGUACUCCUGGCAAUUAUUAUACAUGUUAGAACAUGGAUUUUGCACUGUAGACAACAUUUAACACCAGUCUAUGGGGUACUGCAUUGCUUUUUAUAAAGUCCAAAAUAAAGAUUUAUUUUCAAACAAG
Leptonychotes weddellii (Weddell seal) is the source of this 1514-nucleotide messenger RNA. It is a transcript of the gene NME7, whose product is annotated as NME/NM23 family member 7. Lineage: Eukaryota; Metazoa; Chordata; Mammalia; Carnivora; Phocidae. Gene Ontology annotation, cellular component: centrosome; axonemal microtubule. The record is from RefSeq and is a predicted model, not a curated record. Gene Ontology annotation, biological process: CTP biosynthetic process; GTP biosynthetic process; UTP biosynthetic process. Gene Ontology annotation, molecular function: nucleoside diphosphate kinase activity; ATP binding.